AUGAAUGAAGUAGAGAAACUACCGUCUCGUAAAACUAAUUCCAAAUUUCUUCUAUGGCGUGCGCAGAGAUGCAAAUUUAUAGAACAGGAACUUGAGAAAGUGUGGGAGGAAAUUUCAUUGCAUAAGAAACAGUCUGAACCUGCUGAAGAUGCAAAAAUGCAAGUUUUAAAGGAGCUAGAGUGCACUAAGAGGGUCAUACAAGAAUUGAAACUCAAUCUGGACAGAGUUGAUUGA
This is a messenger RNA of Ilex paraguariensis (yerba mate), 234 nucleotides long. NCBI's taxonomy places the organism in Eukaryota, Viridiplantae, Streptophyta, Magnoliopsida, Aquifoliales, Aquifoliaceae. The record is from the annotation of a GenBank genome assembly.